CCUUGUCAGUCUGCUAAAGGAAGAGUUACUCAAUGAAAUUGAUUUCACAAUGAUGUUAUUGCGGUGAUAUGCGCGUACAUCGAUCAGCUGCACUACCAGAUCAGUACACCUAUGUGCAAUACGUCAGAAUCUGUACAGGGAAAUAAAAGCAACACGGAUUUAAAUGGGCAUGUUUUUUAUUUACACAAAACAUUUCGAAAUGGUUGCAGCAAAGGAUUUCCUUCUUACGUUAUUUUGGAUAAUUCAUUAUAAGUCAGCUGUGACUUAAGUCUCCAGAAAUAUAGCACAACAAUUUGUUAGGAAUACAAUCAGUUAAUGGAGAAUAAAGGAAGGUGGGACAAAUGUCAACCCCAAGAUUUCAAACGAAAGAUAGCAGACGACAGCUGAAUGAUCAGAUACAAGACUGAAUAACUGAAUUAAUCUGAAACGAAAUGAACCAAUUUUAAUUGUGUGAUGUAUUGAAUGGAACGGAUCGUCGAUUUUAAAUUGGAAAGCAGAUAUUCAGCCAUUAAUUGAUAUUCACUUUAAAAGAUUUAAUACAGUCAAAUGCAUUCGGAAUAAAUUUAUAAUCAUGUGUGUGCUGAAGAGUAAGGAAUCGCCAGGCACCCGUCCAACCGCCACAACAAAACAUCAUGACGUCUGUCGGUUUGAGACCCUUACGUCAUCGCGAUAUCGACGUCAGAAGCUUCAAAACAAGUUUAUGACCCACGGAAAAGAGUUUAUGCAACCUGGAUCAUUGUAUUUAGUUGGAGAUAGUGCCAGAGAAGACACCCCAAUGGAAGAUGUAGAUGCUAAACUUGCGGAGUUAGAAAAGCGGACCACUGCUCUGACCAUUGUGUACGACGAUUUGUUGGGACGUGCGGAGGAACUAGAAGCAAAAGCACGUAAAUGCGAGGUGGAAUACAGCCGUGAAAAGACGUCUUUCGAUGUGAUCGAAAUCUUGAUGCGACAAGAUGGUCGUUCUAAAGCCAUGUUUGAUCAUGUUUCGUUGUUUUUCUUCGUUUUACUCAGGAAAUUACACCGGAAGGGAAUUCAUCUGUCUUCUACGACUGAAUUGUGGGCAAAACUUGAAGACGAAAAUGUCAAGAGAGCCUACCAGAACACGGUUACAAAUCUUGGAUUUUCAGAUUCGGAAAUUAUGAGUUUAAAUUUAAUACUGGAUGUGCUUCACGAAAAAGACUUGACAAUCUAUGUAAAUCAGGAUAACGUAGACACGAACAAUUUAACAACUAAGUUAAAGGACUUUAACCAGGAAUUCUCAGUUGACAAUCCUGAAAGUGAUGGUGAAACUGAAGACAAUGGGGCGCUUGGAGAUCAAAAUACCCAAAAUGAAAAUUGUCAAUCGUGUCUUGAAAAUGAAAGUAGCGGUGUGUCUUAUACUCAUGACAUUGGCUUUGGAUGUUGUGAAGGAAAGGAUAUUUCGAAGUCCAAAUCUAAAUUCGUGGGUGAUUUCGAUUCUGGUAGCGGCGACACUUAUUCUGUUGAUAGUUUGUUAUUGUAUCUUCAAAUACAGCGAGAAUUAGAUCCACUUGUGACAUCAGCAUUACGAAGGGCAGUAGCUGUGGCACAUUGCUCAUUGGAUAAAAAGUCAAUGGAUGAAAUCUGUGAUACAUCUACUGCCAACGAUGAAUCUAACACAAAAUCACGUAUCGAUAAUAAUAAUAUGGACGAUCUUGAAGGGGACGUUCAAAGCAUAGUCAAAAGAUGUCCUGAAUCGAUGAUGCCGGAGACAGCCGAAUGUUCUGACUCAAAGAUUGAUAAAGUGUUCGAAGACAAUAGACCCGAAGGUUGUGGCGCCCCCUUUUUCUUUGAUUUCACUACAUCAACUCCUAAAACAACAACCGACAAAGAUUCUGAUUUCAACAAAUCGAACAAUGCUGUUGUUCAAAAUCUGUAUCGUGCAUUUGAUAUGGAUAAAGAAUGUUUGGAAACAGAACAGCGCAAUAGACCCAAAAAAUCCACUAAAGCGAAACGGGAGAGAGACAGAAAAGAAAGUCUAUGUAGGACCAAUUUAGAGGUUAAAGGUAGAGACAACCCCCUUGUUGAUGACAUUAGCCAAGAAGAACAAAGUCUAGCAUACCUUGAGACAUUAAUUGCGUCACAAAUGCCUUGUUCAGUUGACAAUGACGGCAACAAUAUUAAAAGCUUUCGAUCAUUUUUCAGAAAUCGAGUGAGACAAAAGACGGCCGAAUUAGUACAAAAAGAAAGGAACACAAUUAAAUCCAGGAUUUUUAAAAAUUCAAAAGCUUCCAACAACAACAAACCAAAUAGUGCUAAAUCCAAACUCGAUGAGAAUAAUCAAAAUAAAAAAAAUAUUUGUGAAAUAUAUGAAGUUGAAGGAUUAAGCGAUUAUGAAAAUAUUUCGGAAUCCGAAUGUACUUCCGGUGAUGGAUCUCUUUUCCAGUUUCAAAGUGAUACUAGUUCGUGUUUGCAUGGAACAGAUGACGGACAAUCCAUUUCUUUACACGAAGAACUCUCAGAACUUGACUUCUUUCGAUGUAGCUCAUCUAAUUCAUGUAUGGGGACCGACAUAGUGUGUGACCCUGAAAACGUCAACGAAAAACGGGACGCGACUUUAAAUUUUGCAAAUGAAAGUAGCACUAUUGAAAGAGAACAUAUUAAUUUCUUUAGUAGCCCGUCAUCAGUAAAUCCAUAUGGUUAUGAUUUUGAGGCUGACUACUAUAUGCUGUGGCCAGGCCAAGAAGUCGAAAUAGAAAUGAAGGAUCUUUCAUGUGAAUUAUUACUGGAUGAUGCAGACACAAAUGAAUUAGAUAACCACAAGGGCUUUGAUGACCCUGGACAUUCUUUCGAGGGGUCUUUUUUAGAAGAAAUUACUUUACCGGGAACUAACUCAAAAUAUGAUUCGUGGUUGCUAUUGUAACAGUGAGGCGUUGUUUGGGUGUUACUUAAAAGAUGCAUUAUGUAAGAAUUAGAUAAAGAGUUGGCUGUUCUUGCUAUGAUGAUAGUUCAAAAAUAGUUCCGAAAUCGAUCAUGAAAAAUAAAUAUUUUGAAAAUGUCAGUCCAAUAACUCUAUUCUAUGCGAAGUUAUGAGUGUUUGAAUCUUUGACAAAAUGUAUCGUAGAUUGUUUAUUAUCGUAGCAAUGGUAUUUGAUAAUUCUUAAAUGGCAGCGGUGUUCUAAUCUACUUAAAAUCGGAGCCCUCUGAUGACCCAUGUAAUCGAUUAUGGGCUUGUCAUGUUAAUAAAUGUUUAAAUAAUAAUUUAUAUAACAUUUAAACAUCUGACAUAAUGCAUCUUUAAUCAUGUUUUGAGUGUUGUGGAAUUCUCAGCAUCGAAAUCGUGCUAAAAUUAAACCUAAACUAGAAAAUCUUGAUUGAUAUAUUAAUAUUUAUAUUUUAAUUUGUAUUAUACCUACGAAACAGAAACGGGUAUAAAAUUAUAUAAUAAAAAAACUAAAGAAGUGAAAUGGGGUUUAACGUCGUACUGCCCUGAAACUACUGGGUUAUUGAGGACGGGCAUACGCCAGACAGUGUGCCAUGAGGGAAGUUUUGCCGGGACAGCAGCGCUACGGCAUACUCUUAUAUCGAAUUCCAACUGCCAUGCGAUCUUUUAC
Patella vulgata (common limpet) is the source of this 3572-nucleotide messenger RNA. RefSeq lists its product as uncharacterized. The coding region runs from base 572 to 2881 and encodes 769 amino acids. The record is from RefSeq and is a predicted model, not a curated record. Lineage: Eukaryota; Metazoa; Mollusca; Gastropoda; Patellidae. The transcript has 3 exons.